AACAUGGAAACAACUUUUUCAUUGGGAAGAAAUCAAUUAUUCCACCGAGCCGACCGAUCGAGACCUCGCUCAUCUUUGUAGGACACCCGCACCCUCCGCGUCGAACACCCGAUCCGGACACCGCUCCAGGCUCCACCUCUCUCCCAUCUCACGCCAACGCUCACUGGACCAUUCCUCCGUGCUGGGGAGCGGCGGAGAGCUAUCCACCUCGUCUCAGGCACCCUCUGGCGUCCCCCUCCCCCCGCCGCGUGCCGGCGAGCCGCGGAGAUCCGGGGUUCUGACCUCGCCUCCUUCUGCUGACAAUAUGGAUUUUGUAGGAAAGAGCAAGGUGAUGUUGGAGCCUUCGGCACUGGGUCUGCCCUCCUGUGUUGCCCUGCAUAUUAUUUGCUGGUUUUCAGAGUUGAUGCUAAACAUGCUUAUUUAACUAAACUAGAAAUUUGUUACCGAGACUUGUGAACGAGGCAGCAUCAUAGUUCAGUUUGGAAACAUGUCAUCGAAGAAGAUAGAGUUGGAUCACAAGGACAUGGUCCAUGAUUCUGCCAUCGACUACUAUGGCAAGCGCCUUGCCACUGCCUCUUCAGACUUCACCGUGAAGAUCGUCAACAUUGGUGCUGCAAAUGCCCCAUCCCAGGUCCUUGCAACGCUAAGUGGCCACUAUGGUCCUGUGUGGCGUGUUGCUUGGGCCCAUCCAAAGUAUGGUGCAAUCCUUGCAUCGUGCAGUUAUGAUGGCCGUGUCAUUAUUUGGAAGGAGGAUGCACGAGGCAAUUGGUCUCAAGUCCACGUCUUCAGUGACAACAAGUCAUCUGUCAACUCCAUUGCUUGGGCUCCGUAUGAGGUUGGCCUCUGCCUUGCCUGUGCAUCUUCUGGUGGAAGAAUAUCCAUCUUGACGAUGCAAGCUGACGGGGGUUGGGAUACUGCAACCAUUGAGCGAGCACAUCCUGUCGGUGCGACUGCCAUAUCCUGGGCCCCUGCAACAGCGUCACUAGCUGGUGCAGGGGAGCUUGUUUACAAGCUUGUCUCAGGAGGGUUUGACUCUGUUGUUAAGGUCUGGGGAUUCAACAAUGGUAGUUGGAAGCUGGAGAGUGCUCUUAUCUCUGACAUGCACACAGAUUGUGUGAGGGAUGUCGCCUGGGCACCAGUUUUGGGAUUGUCCAAGUCGACCAUUGCCAGUGGUUCACAAGACGGGAAGGUUGUCAUCUGGACCAAGGGAAAGGAUGGAGACAAGUGGGAGGGAAAGCUCAUGCGUGACUUCGGUUCCCCUGUCUGGAGGGUGUCGUGGUCCUUGACUGGCAACAUAUUAUGCAUAGCUGCUGGCGAGAACAACAUAACCCUCUGGAAGGAAGGGUCAGAUGGGCAGUGGGAGGAGGCGAUGAAGGUUGAACCAUAGGAUGACCGGCAAGGUUUCUGAAUUUCUUGUAGAUCCAUGUUUCGACAAGGACAAAGCUUGCUACUGUUUUACUAGUGUUUCGACAAAGUUUAAGUUUGCCAUUGUGUUUUACUAGUGUUUCCUGCGGAUCCAUGUUUCGAUAAAGACAAAGCUUGACAUUGUGUUUCCAUAGACACUCAAAUUCACAUAUUUUAGUAAUUCCUGAUGAGCAAUUAUGAUCUUGGAUGGAUCUGGUGCGCUUUAGACUGGCAAUUUUUUAUUCAGGAAACACUAGUAAUGUUAUCUAUUAAACAUUGUAGCAAUUUUUAUUUUUAAUUGUGCUGUCUUGGAUCUUGGUCCA
Molecule: messenger RNA, 1727 nt
Organism: Zea mays
Lineage: Eukaryota; Viridiplantae; Streptophyta; Magnoliopsida; Poales; Poaceae
Product: SEC13-related protein
Exons: 4
Coding region: 488-1387 (299 amino acids)
Biological process (GO): protein import into nucleus; COPII-coated vesicle budding
Cellular component (GO): nuclear pore outer ring; COPII vesicle coat
Molecular function (GO): structural molecule activity; protein binding
Source: RefSeq, a predicted model, not a curated record